AUGUGUCCAGUCCCACAGAUCUGGAAUGGGAAAGUAUCUGUUCUCAAGUAUCGCUACACGUACAGAGACACUGUUACCUUCAGGUGCAGUGAAGGUUUCACCCUGCGAGGCCACCACACAGCCCAGUGCCAGGCGGAUAAAACGUGGGACCCCCCCGUACCAGUCUGUGAGCAGGUGGUGAAGUGUCUGCAUCCUCCACGCAUUGCUAAUGGGAAACACAGCAGGCACUUCUCAGACACUUUUGGUGUAGGAGCCCUUGUGCACUAUCACUGCAAACGGGGCUUCUCCCUUGUUGGGAACAAGUCUGUUCGUUGUACAGCACCUGGAGUCUGGAGCCGUCCCCUCCCUCGCUGUGAAGUUGUGAAGUGUCUCCAUCCUCCAAACAUCACCAAUGGGAAGCUUAAAGGCAACAUCUCUGACAGUUUUUCCUAUGGACAAUCUGUAUCCUACACCUGCAAUCCUGGCCAUGCACUGCUUGGGAAUGCUUUCAUCAACUGCACGGUGUCAGGAACCUGGAGCCAGCCACCUCCUCAGUGCAAAGAGGUCAGAUGUGUAUUCCCAGAAGUUCCAGGUGUUAAGAAAGCCAUACAAGGAAAUACUUAUAGCUCAGGGACCAAGCUCACUCUUGAAUGUGAUGAUGGUUACACGCUGGAAGGCGUCAGCCAGAUUCAGUGUCAAGAGGACUUCAGCUGGGACUCUCCUCUACCAGCCUGUAAACUGACAUCACCCAAGUCUGGUUCAGUAGGCCUGGGGGUGGCAGCUGCAGGAGUCCUGCUUCUCCUGGGGGCAGGCAUUGUCUGGAUUAUUAUUUCUAAGCAGAAGGAAGGCUACUAUAAUACAUAUGAAAGCUACAGUUACCAAACCACUCUCACCCCGAUCACUGAACAGAAAUUCUCAUGUCUUCCACAGAAGUACUCUAAAGAGAUGACCUAG
Messenger RNA from Chaetura pelagica (chimney swift), 933 nucleotides. RefSeq names its product zona pellucida sperm-binding protein 3 receptor-like. Lineage: Eukaryota; Metazoa; Chordata; Aves; Apodiformes; Apodidae. The transcript is spliced from 8 exons. Gene Ontology annotation, biological process: negative regulation of complement activation, classical pathway. The record is from RefSeq and is a predicted model, not a curated record. Bases 1 to 933 code for a protein of 310 amino acids.